GUCCACGCAACAUCCAAAGUUAUUUGCUCCCAGCCAAUUCAUACUACGCGUUCACCCCCAAACCACGCCUACAAUAUAUCUGACCCGACGCAUUUUGUCCUUCCCUUUAUAAAUUGAACGCUCAAACAGCAUUUUCUUAGCUGUGUUAUAUAUAUUUGUCCAAUACCUGCGGAACUCUUCUCGUAAAUUAAGGAAACAGAGUUUUUUUAGUUUCAGAAAAAAUAUCAUUUGUAACUAUGGGAAGUGAAGGUGAUGCCAAUCAGAGGAAACCCAGAUUUCUUUGUCUUCAUGGGUUUCGAACCAGUGGCCAAAUUCUUAAGAAACAAGUCUUUGACAAAUGGCCAACUCAAGUGGUUGAAAAAUUGGAUCUUGUUUUUGUUGAUGCACCUUUUCCUUGUCAAGGCAAAUCUGAAGUUGAGGGUAUUUUUGAUCCUCCUUAUUAUGAAUGGUUCCAAUUCAACAAGGAAUUUACGGAAUAUCAGAAUUUUGAUAAAUGUCUUGCAUACAUAGAAGAGUGCAUGAUAAAACAUGGACCUUUCGACGGUCUUCUUGGUUUUUCCCAGGGUGCAAUUCUUUCUGGAGCAUUGCCAGGGUUGCAAGAAAAGGGAGUGGCACUUACAAAGGUGCCCAAAAUAAAAUAUCUGAUAAUAAUUGGAGGUGCUCAAUUUAAGAAUGAAUCAGUUGCCGAAAAAGCUUAUUCAUCGUCUAUUACAUGCCCGUCCGUUCACUUCUUAGGUGAGCAAGAUUACCUGAAGAAGUAUGGGAUAGAACUGUUAGAAUCAUAUGUUGAUCCAGUGGUGAUUCAUCAUCCUAAGGGCCACACUAUACCAAGAUUUGAUGAGAAAGGAUUAGAGACCAUGCUUAGCUUUAUCGAAAUGGUGCAAUUAGAGAUUAGCAAGUGAAUAAUUUAAGAAAAUCAUUUUUUUGGGUGGAGCUUUGCCCUCCUUUUUUCUAAAAUUUUAAAAUACAAAUUGCUUCUAAUAAUUACAGUUCUUAUGUUGUAUGGAAGAGAAUAUUAGCCUUAUUAGAAAGGUUGCAGAUUUAUGGCCAUGCUAUUAUAUUUAUGUGGUGUGGCAGUGAUUAUUUUAGAUUCUUGAUGUAUUUCUCAUGGUUAAAUAGAAUCCUUUUUCAUUUUUUAUUA
This is a messenger RNA of Nicotiana tabacum (common tobacco), 1141 nucleotides long. RefSeq lists its product as uncharacterized. Lineage: Eukaryota; Viridiplantae; Streptophyta; Magnoliopsida; Solanales; Solanaceae. The record is from RefSeq and is a predicted model, not a curated record.